AUGCCUCAGAUGAACAGCACACACAUGCAGGUCCUUCUGGCCUCCUGGCUGCAGCACUGUCUGAACGGGACCUGGGGGGCCACAUUGCCCAUGCCAACUGCCACCCACCCACCCCCAUACUUUCAGAACCAGAACCAGAACCAGAACCAGGCUGAGGGUCAGGGUCAGGGCAUGGUGUACAUCCUGCUGAUAGUGGGGCUGUUCAGCUUCUUCUCGUUCGGGAUCAUGCUCAGCUACAUCCGCUCCUGA
Conger conger (European conger) is the source of this 249-nucleotide messenger RNA. RefSeq lists its product as uncharacterized. Gene Ontology annotation, biological process: potassium ion export across plasma membrane; ventricular cardiac muscle cell action potential; regulation of heart rate by cardiac conduction. Gene Ontology annotation, molecular function: transmembrane transporter binding; delayed rectifier potassium channel activity; potassium channel regulator activity. NCBI's taxonomy places the organism in Eukaryota, Metazoa, Chordata, Actinopteri, Anguilliformes, Congridae. Bases 1 to 249 code for a protein of 82 amino acids. Gene Ontology annotation, cellular component: membrane. The transcript has a single exon. The record is from RefSeq and is a predicted model, not a curated record.